GGCCCGUCCCGCCGGCACCGCCCGCCACGUGCCCGACACCAGUGACACCAGCACCGGCGCUGGUACCGGUAAGGCCCGUGCCACCAGCACCGCCAGCCACAAGCCCGAUACCAGCGACACCAGUGUAGUUACUGGUACCAGUAAGGCCCGUGCUGCCAACACCACCUGCCAUGUGCCUGACACCAGCAACACCAGUAACACCAGUGCAGACACUGGUAAGGCCCGUGCCGCCAGCACCACCCGCCAUGCGCCUGACACCAGUGCCAGUACUGGUACCAGCAAGGCCCGUGCCACCAGCACCACCAGCCAUGCAUCCAACACCGACACCAGUAACACCAGUGCCACCAGUGCCAGUGCUGGUCCCACUGGUGAGGACCGGCUCUACCGCAGGAAGGAGGAGCCCGAGCAGUGCGUGGAGCCUGUCACCGUCCCCAUCGCCUCGGGCCCCCCCCAGCCCGCCCCAGCUCCAGAUGAGCGAGACCGUGUCCAGAAGAAAACCUUCACCAAAUGGGUCAACAAGCACCUCAUCAAGCACUGGCGAGCAGAGGCUCAGCGCCAUGUCAACGACCUGUACGAGGACCUGCGGGACGGGCACAACCUCAUCUCGCUGCUCGAGGUGCUCUCGGGGGACACGCUGCCGCGGGAGCGCGACGUCGUCCGGAGCUUGCGGUUGCCCCGCGAGAAGGGCCGGAUGCGCUUCCACAAGCUGCAGAAUGUGCAGAUCGCCCUCAACUACCUGAAGCAUCGCCAGGUGAAGCUGGUGAACAUCCGCAACGAUGACAUCGCUGACGGCAACCCCAAGCUCACGCUGGGGCUCAUCUGGACCAUCAUCCUGCACUUCCAGAUCUCGGACAUCCAGGUUUCGGGGCAGUCCGAGGACAUGACGGCCAAGGAGAAGCUGCUGCUCUGGUCGCAGCGGAUGGUCGAGGGCUACCAGGGGCUGCGGUGCGAGAACUUCACCGCGAGCUGGCGCGACGGCCGCCUCUUCAACGCCAUCAUCCACCGGCACAAGCCAAUGCUGAUCGACAUGAGCCGCGUUUACCGCCAGAGCAACCUGGAGAACCUGGAACAGGCUUUCACCGUGGCCGAGCGCGACCUGGGGGUGACGCGGCUGCUGGACCCUGAAGACGUGGACGUGCCGCAGCCGGAUGAGAAGUCCAUCAUCACCUAUGUGUCAUCGCUGUACGAUGCCAUGCCGCGCGUGCCAGAGGCGCAGGACGGCGUCAAGGCCAAUGAGCUGCAGCUGCGCUGGCAGGAGUACUACGAGGUGGUGACGCUGCUGCUGCAGUGGAUGCGGCAACACACCAUCAGCUUCGAGGAACGGCGUGUGCCAGCCAGCUACGAGGAGAUCGAGCUCCUCUGGCGCCAGUUCCUCAAGUUCAAGGAGACGGAGCUGCCGGCCAAGGAGGCUGACAAGAACCGCUCCAAGGCCAUAUUCCAGGCCAUGGAGGGCGCGGUGCAGUCGGGGCAGCUGAAGGUGCCCCCCGGGUACCACCCACUGGACGUGGAGAAGGAGUGGGGGGCACUGCACGUGGCCGUGCUGGAGCGUGAGAAGCUGCUGCGGGCGGAGUUCGAGAGGCUGGAGCGGCUGCAGCGCGUUGUCACCAAGCUGCAGAUGGAGUCAGGGCUCUGCGAGGAGCAGCUCAACCAAGCGGAUGCUCUGCUGCAGGCGGAGCUGCGGCUGCUGGAGGCAGGGAAGGGGCCACAGAAGGCCGCGGAGGUGGAGCGGGACCUGGACAAGGCUGACGGGAUGAUCCGGCUGCUCUUCACCGACGUGCAGAGCCUCAAGGACGGGCGGCACCCGCAGGGCGAGCAGAUGUACCGCAGGGUGUACCGCCUGCACGAGCGCCUGGUGUCCAUCCGCACCGAGUACAACCUGCGCCUCAAGUCGGGGGUCCCGGUGUCGGUGGCGGUGGCUCCGGUGGCAGUGGCAGCUCCGGUGGCGGCAGCCCCGUCCGAGGCGGCACUGCGGUACGUGCAGGAGCUGCGGGGCUGGGUGCAGGACAACCAGCGCCGGGUGGCGGGCGCCGGCUGGGGCAUGGACCUGCCCUCGCUCGAGUCGCUGCUGAGCGCCCACCGCGGCCUCCACCGUGACAUCCACGACUUCGGCGCCAAGGUGCAGCGGGCGCGCGACGACGAGGCCCAGCUGCCCCCCAGCUCCCGCGGCGCCUACAGGGAGAGUCUGGGCAAACUGGAGCAGGAGUACGGGGAGCUACUGGAGUCAUCGUCGCAGCGGCUGCGGCACCUCGAGGCCCUGCUGGGCUUCGUGGGCGCUGCCACCGCGGAGCUGCUGUGGCUGAGCCAGCGCGAGGACGAGGAGGUGACGUUCGACUGGAGCGACCGCGGCCCCGCGCUGCCCGCCAAGCAGGAGGCCUACUCGGGGCUGAUGCGGGAGCUGGAGCUGCGGGAGCGGCGGGUGCAGGAGCUGCAGAGCUGCGGGGAGCAACUGCUGCGGGAGCAGCACCCGGCCCGUGACACCAUUGAGUCGUUCCUGGCGGCGCUGCGCACGCAGUGGAGCUGGAUGCUGCAGUUGUGCUGCUGCGUUGAGACCCACCUCAAGGAGAAUGGGGCCUAUUUCCAGUUCUUCGCGGAGGUGCGCGAGGCCGAGCGGCUGCUGCGGGAGCUGCGGGACCUGAUGGGCCGGAAGCUGCGGAGCGACCGCGGGCUCAGCGCCGCGCGCCUGGAGGACCUGCUGCAGCACGCCAAUGAGCUCCGGGAGCAGCUGCAGGAGGUGGGGGCGCAGCUCCCAGCACUCUCCCGCCGCGCCAGCACCAUCGUGCAGCUGAAGCCGCGGAGCCCCGGUGCCGCGGUGCAGGGCCGGCCCCGCCUGCAGGCCGUCUGCGACUACCGGCAGCUGCAGAUCACGGUGCACAAGCAGGACACGUGCACGCUGCUCAGCAACGCGCAGCCCCACAAGUGGAAGGUGCUGAGCGGUAGCGGCGAGGCCGAGGUGCCGAGUGUGUGCUUCAUCCUGCCACCCCCCAACCCCGAGGCACUGGACGCGGUGCGGAGGCUGGAAGCUGAGCACCAGGAGAUACUGGAGCUCUGGCACCAGCUGCACCAGGACCUGCGGAGCCUCCGGGCCUGGCAGUGCCUGACCCGUGACAUGCGGCAGAUCCAGGCCUGGUCCCAGCUCACGUUCCGCACGCUGCCGCCAGAGGAAUGCCGCCAGGCACUGCAGAGCCUGGAGACGCACUACCAGGAAUUCCUGCGGGAGAGCCGGGAUUCGCGCAGCUUCGCGCCCGAGGAGCGGCAGCAGUUGCAGCGCGAGUACGAAGCCUGUGCCCGGCACCACGACCGGCUGCGGCGCGGCCACGAGAAAGGAGAGCAGGAUGAGUCCCUGUGCCAGAGCUUCCUGUCACGGCUGAAGGAGCUGAGCCUGCAGCUGCAGCGCUGUGAGUCCAGCACCAUCCAUUGCCUGCGGCUGCCGCUUGACAAGAACCCGCAGGCAGAAUGUGCCCGGCGCAUCACGGAGCAGCAGCAAAUCCACGUGGAGCUGGAGGGCAUCAGGAAGAGCCUGGACUCGGUUGGGGAGGAGGCACAGGAGGUGCUGGCGCAGGCGGAGCCGCCUGGCUCGGCCCCGGUGCUGCGCUCGGAGCUGGAGGUGAUGCUGCAGAAGAUGGAGCAGGUCUACAGCCUGUCCAGCAUCUACCUAGAGAAGCUGAAGACCAUCAACCUGGUGAUCCACAGCACACAGGGGGCUGAGGAGCUGCUCAAGAAGUAUGAGGACCAGCUGAAGGAUGUGCAGACGGUGCCGGCGGAUCUGCAGGAGCUGGAGGCCACCCAGGCCGAGCUGAAGCGGCUGCGGGCGCAGGCCGAGGGCCACCAGCCCCUCUUCAGCACCUUGGAGACCGACCUCGGCAAGGCCAAGGACGUGAACGAGCGCAUGGUGCGGGGCCACAGCGAGCGCGAUGUGGACCUGGAGCGGUUCCGGGAGAGGGUGCAGCAGCUGCUGGAGCGCUGGCGCGGGGUCCUGGCACAGGCCGACCUGAGGCACCGCGACCUGGAGCAGCUAGGCCGGCAGCUGCGGAGCUAUCGCGAGAGCUGCGCCGCGCUGCGCCACUGGCUGCAGGAAGCACGGCGGCGGCAGGAGGAGAUCCAGGCAGUGCCCAUCGCCGGCAGCGCCAGCGUGCGGCAGCAGCUGCUGCAGGAGCAGGAGCUGCUGGAGGAAUGCGACCGCAACAAGGAGAAGGUGGAGGAGUGCCAGCGCCACGCCAAGCAGUACAUCGACGCCAUCAAGGACUAUGAGCUGCAGCUUGUGAGCUUCAAGGCGCAGGUGGAGCCGAUGGCGUCACCGGCCAAGAAACCCAAAGUGCAGUCAGCAUCCGACAGCAUCAUCCAGGAGUACGUGGACCUGCGGACACAGUACAGCGAGCUGACCACGCUCACCAGCCAGUACAUCAAGUUCAUCACUGACACACUGCGGCGGCUGGAGGACGAGGAGAAAGCCGCCGAGAAGCUGAAGGAGGAGGAGAGGAAGCGGCUGGCAGAGGUGGAGGCACAGCUGGAGAAGCAGCGGCAGUUGGCCGAGGCGCACGCCAAGGCCAAGGCGCAGGCGGAGGCGGAGGCACGGGAGCUGCAGCUCCGCAUGCAGGAGGAGGUGGCCCGGCGCGAGGUCGUGGCCGUGGACGCAGAGCAGCAGAAGCAGAACAUCCAGCAGGAGCUGCUGCAGCUGCGGCAGAACUCGGACCACCAGAUCGAGGCCAAGGUGAAGCUAAUUGAGGAGGCCGAGUCCAGCCGCAAGAAGGUGGAGGAGGAGAUCCGGGUGAUCCGGCGGCAGCUGGAGAGCACGGAGCGGCAGCGCCUGGGCGCCGAGGCCGAGCUGUGCGAGCUGCGGGCGCGUGCUGAGGAGGCAGAGCGGCAGAAGCGGCAGGCGCAGGAUGAGGCCGAGCGCCUGCGCCGGCAGGUGAAGGAUGAGAGCCAGAAGAAGCGCGAGGCUGAGGAGGAGCUGGCGCGCAAGGUGCGGGCCGAGCGCGAUGCGGCGCGUGAGAAGCAGGAGGCGGUGGCGGCACUGGAGGGCCUGCGGCUGCAGGCGGAGGAGGCUGAGCGGCGCCUGCGGCAGGCGGAGGCCGAAAAGCAGCGUCAGAUCCAGGUGGCACAGGAGGCGGCGCAGCGCAGCGCCGAGGCCGAGCUGCAGAGCCGGCGCCGCUCCCUGGCCGAGCAGACGGCGCAGCUGGAGCUGUCGCUGCAGCGCGAGCACGUGGCAGUGGCGCAGCUGCAGGAGGAGGCCGAGCGCCUGAAGCAGCAGCAGCGCGAGGCCGAGCAGUCGCGGGAGGAGGCGGAGAAGGAGCUGGAGCGCUGGCGGCAGAAGGCCAACGAGGCGCUGCGGCUGCGGCUGCAGGCGGAGGAGGUGGCGCACCAGAAGACGCUGGCGCAGGAGGAGGCAGAGAAGCAGAAGGAGGAUGCGGAGCGCGAGGCCCGCAAGCGCGCUAAGGCGGAGCAGGCGGCUCUGCGGCAGAAGGAGGCAGCUGAGGAGGAGCUGGAGAAGCAGCGAGAGCUGGCGGAGGGCACGGCACAGCAGAAGCUGGCGGCGGAGCAGGAGCUGAUCCGGCUGAAGGCAGAGAUGGACAACGGGGAGCAGCAACGGCUGCUGCUGGAGGAGGAGCAGUCCCGGCUGAAGGAGGAGGUGAGCGAGGCCAUCCAGAAGCGGAAGGAGGUUGAGGAUGAGCUGGCGAAGCUGCGGGCUGAGAUGGAGGUGCUGCUGCAGAGCAAGGCCCGGGCGGAGGAGGAGUCGCGCUCCAGCAGCGAGAAGUCGAAGCAGCGGCUGGAGGCUGAGGCCAGCAAGCUGCGGGAGCUGGCGGAGGAGGCAGCGCGGCUGCGCGCCCUCUCUGAGGAGGCCAAGCGGCAGCGGCAGCUGGCAGAGGACGAGGCCGGGCGGCAGCGCGCUGAGGCCGAGCGCAUCCUGAAGGAGAAGCUGACGGCCAUCAACGAGGCAUCGCGGCUGAAGGCGGAGGCGGAGAUUGCGCUGAAGGAGAAGGAGGCAGAGAACGAGCGGCUGCGGCGGCUGGCGGAGGACGAGGCAUACCAGCGGCGGCUGCUGGAGGAGCAGGCGGCCCAGCACAAGCAGGACAUCGAGGAGAAGAUCGCACAGCUGAAGCGCAGCUCCGAGAGCGAGCUGGAGCGGCAGAAGGGGCUGGUGGAGGACACGCUGCGGCAGCGGCGGCAGGUGGAGGAGGAGAUCCGUGUGCUCAAGGCCAGCUUCGAGCGGGCCUCGGCGGGCAAGAGUGAGCUGGAGCGGGAGCUGAGCCGCAUCCGCAGCGAGGCCGAGGAGGUGCAGCGCAGCCGCGAGCAGGCGGAGCGCGAGGCUGAGCGGCAGCGGGCGCUGGCACUGCAGGAGGAGGGCCGGCGGCGCGAGGCCGAGGAGAAACUGCAGGACAUCCUGGCGGCCGAGGAGGAUGCGGCGCGGCAGCGGCGCCUGGCACUGGAGGAGGUGGAGCGGCUCCGGGCCAUGGUGGAGGAUGCGCGGCGGCAGAAGGAGCUGGCGGAGAAGGAGUCGGAGCGGCAGGUGCAGCUGGCGCGGGAGGCAGCACAGAAGCGCAUCGCGGCAGAGGAGAAGGCGCGGCUGGCCGCCAUGCAGCAGCAGGAGCAGGAGCUGCAGCAGGCGCGGCAGCAGGAGCAGAGUCUGGUGGAGCGGCUGCGCGAAGAGGCCGAGCGCGCACGGCGAGUGGCCGAGGAGGCUGAGCUGGCGCGGGGCCAGGCCGAGCAGGACGCGGGGCUGUCGCGGCGGCGCGUGGAGGAGGCCGAGCGGCUGAAGCAGCGCGCAGAGGAGGAGGCAGCUGCCACGGCGCGGGCACAGGCGGCAGCCGAGGCGCUGCGCAAGGAGGCGGAGCUGGAGGCGGCGCGGCGGGCGCAGGCCGAGCAGGCGGCACUGCGGCAGAAGCAGUUGGCCGACGCCGAGAUGGAGAAGCACAAGAAGUUUGCGGAGCAGACGCUGCGACAGAAGGCACAGGUGGAGCAGGAGCUCACCAAGGUGAAGCUGCGGCUGGAGGAGACGGACCACCAGAAGAACAUCCUGGAUGAGGAGCUGCAGCGGCUGAAGGAGGAGGCGAGCGACGCCGUGCGGCAGAAGGCGCAGGUCGAGGAGGAGCUCUUCAGGGUGCGGGUUCAGCUGGAGGAGCUGGCGAGGCUGAAGAGCCGCAUUGAGGAGGAGAACAAGGCGCUGAUCCUCAAGGACAAGGACAACACGCAGAAGCUGCUGGCGGAGGAGGCCGAGAAGAUGAAGCAGGUGGCUGAGGAGGUGGCGCGGCUCAGCGUGGAGGCCCAGGAGGCUGCACGCAUGCGGCAGCUUGCCGAGGAUGACCUGGCACAGCAGCGGGCGCUGGCCGAGAAGAUGUUGAAGGAGAAGAUGCAGGCGGUGCAGGAGGCCACGCGGCUCAAGGCCGAGGCUGAGAUGCUGCAGAAGCAGAAGGACCUGGCGCAGGAACAUGCCAAGCGGCUGCAGGAGGACAAGGAGCAGAUGCAGCAGCGCCUGGCAGAGGAGACCGAGGGCUUCCAGAAGACGCUGGAGGCUGAGCGCCGGCGGCAGCUAGAGAUAACGGCCGAGGCCGAGCGCCUCAAGCUGCAUGUGACGGAGAUGAGCAUGGCCCAGGCCAAGGCCGAGGAGGAGGCCAAGAGGUUCAAGAAGCAGGCGGAGGAGAUCAGUGAGCGGCUGCACCAGACCGAGCUGGCCACGCAGGAGAAGAUGACGCUGGUGCACACCCUGGAGAUCCAGCGGCACCAGAGUGACCAGGACGCAGAGAAGCUGCGCCAGGCCAUCGCCGACCUGGAGUGGGAGAAGGAGAAGCUGAAGCAGGAGGCGGCAUUGCUGCAGCAGAAGGCGGAGGAGAUGCAGGUGGCCCAGCAGGCGCAGCUCCGGCAGGAGACGCAGCUCCUGCAGCAGAGCUUUCUGACGGAGAAGGAUGCGCUGCUGCAGAAGGAGAAGUUCAUCGAGGAGGAGAAAUCGAAGCUGGAGAAGCUCUUUAAAGAUGAGGUGGACAAAGCCCAGAACCUGAAGGCGGAGCAGGAGCGGCAGCAAAAGGAGAUGGAGCAGGAGAAGCAGCAGUUGAAAGCCAUGCUGGAUGAGGCCAAGAGGCAUCAGAAGGAAGCAGAGGAGAACGUCCGGCACAAGCAGGAGGAGCUGCAGCAGCUGGAGCAGCAGCGGCAGCAGCAGGAGAAGCUUCUGGAAGAGGAGAACCAGAAGCUGAGGGAGAGGCUGGAGCAGAUGCAGGAGGAGUACAAGGCGGCACUGGCGCAGACCCGUGAGAUCAUGAUCCAGACAGACGACCUGCCCAGGGAGGCCAUGGUGGCUGCGGUGCAGCCGCAUGUCCAAGCCAUGCCCAAUGACAGGGACGCAUUGGAUGGCCUCGCGCACAAUGGUGAGCCUGAGUUUGCCUUCGAUGGCAUCCGGCAGAAGGUGCCCGCAGGCAAGCUGGUGGAUGCUGGUGUCCUGAGCCAGGAGAGCCUGGAGCAGCUGGUGAAGGGCACUGUGAGCGUUGGUGAGCUCGCACAGAGGAACGAGGUCAGGAGGUACCUGCAGGGCCAGAGCAGCGUGGCCGGGUUGUUGAUCAAACCCACCAACGAGAAGAUGAGCAUCUACGAGGCCAUGAAGCAGAAGCUGCUGAGCCCGGGCACAGCGCUGGUGCUGCUGGAGGCUCAGGCUGCCUCCGGCUUCAUCAUCGACCCAGUGCGGAAUGCACGGCUCUCUGUGAGUGAGGCUGUGCGUGAGGGUGUCAUCGGGCCUGAGCUGCACAACAAGAUGCUGGCAGCGGAGCGGGCGGUCACCGGCUACAAGGACCCCUACACCGGCGACCGCAUCUCCCUCUUCCAGGCCAUGCAAAAGGGGCUCAUCGUCAAGGAGCACGGCAUCCGCCUGCUUGAGGCCCAGAUCGCCACCGGCGGCAUCAUCGACCCCGUGCACAGCCACCGUCUGCCCGUGGAAGCUGCCUACAAGCGUGGGUACUUUGACGAGGAGAUGAACCGAACCCUCUCCGACCCCACCGAUGACACCAAGGGCUUCUUCGACCCCAACACACAGGAGAACCUCACCUACAUACAGCUCCUGGAGCGGUGUGUGACUGACCCAGACACGGGGCUGAGCCUCCUGCCCCUCACCGACCAGGCAGCCAAAGCCAGGGAGCUGGUCUACACCGACAAAGAAGCCAAAGACGUCUUCAAGAAGGCCACGGUGACGGCGCCGUUUGGCAAGUUCCAGGGGAAGACAGUGACCAUCUGGGAGAUCAUCAACUCUGAAUACUUCACCGAGGACCAAAGGCGGGACCUGAUCCAGCAGUACCGGACCGGCAAGAUCACAGUGGAGAAGAUUAUCAAGAUCAUCAUCACGGUUGUGGAGGAAAGCGAGAAAAAGAGCCAGAUGUGCUUUGAGGGCCUGCGGGCCCCCGUGCCCGCUGCGGAGCUGCUGGAGAGCAAAAUCAUCAACAAAGACCUCUACAACCAGCUGCACCAGGGCAAGAAGUCGGUGAAGGACGUGGCGGAGAUGGAGUCCGUGCGGCAGUACCUGAAGGGCACCGACGCCAUUGCUGGCAUCCUGGUGGAGUCGACUGGCCAGAAGUUCACCUUCUACGACGCCCUGAAGAGGAACCUGCUGAAGCCAGAGGUCGCCCUGUCUCUGCUGGAGGCCCAGGCUGCCACCGGCUACAUCAUCGACCCCGUGAGGAACACACUCUUCUCUGUGGAUGAGGCUGUGAAGGCUGAGGUGGUGGGUCCAGAGCUGCACGAGAAGCUGCUGUCAGCAGAGAAGGCAGUGACUGGCUACAAGGACCCCUACACAGGGCAGACGGUUUCCCUGUUCCAGGCGCUGAAGAAGGGCCUCAUCCCCAGCGACACUGGGGUGCGUCUGCUGGAUGUCCAGCUCACCACUGGCGGCAUCAUCGACCCCAUCCACAGCCACCGGCUCCCACUUGACGUUGCCUACAAACGUGGCUACUUCGACCCGGAGAUGAACGAGGCGAUGGCCGAGUUCCGUGAUGACGCCAAGGCUUUUUACUGCCCCAACACCCAGGAACACCUCACCUACGCCCAGCUGCAGAAGACCUGCCGCCGUGACAAGCAGACCGGCUUCUGCCUGCUGCCUCUGUCUGACCAAGCCAUCCAGGCGCAGCAGGAGGAGGUCUACACUGACAGCCAGGCAAAGGAGUGCUUCGACAAGACGACUGUGGAGGUCCCAGUGGGCAGCAUGAAGGGCCAGACCAUGACCAUCUGGGAGCUGAUCCACUCUGAGUACUUCACGGAGGAGCACAGGCGGGAGCUCCUCCGGCAGUACAAGACCGGCAAGGUGACCAUCGAGAAGAUCAUCAAGAUUGUCAUCACUAUCAUCGAGGAGGCAGAGACCAAGAAGCAGGAGAAGCUGACGUUCAGUGGGCUCCGGGCUCCUGUUCCGGCCAGCGAGCUGGUGGAGUCCCGCAUCAUCACCAAAGCUCAGUAUGAGCAGCUGAAGGAAGGCAAGAAGUCAGUGAAGGACUUCUCCGAUACAGAGGCAGUGCGGAGAUUCCUGUAUGGCAGCGACUGCAUUGCCGGUGUCUAUGUGGAGGCAACCAAGGAGAAACUCAACAUCUACGAGGCCAUGAAGCGGAACCUGCUGCAGCCCAGCACUGCUGUGGUCCUCCUGGAGGCCCAGGCAGCCACCGGGUUCCUGAUUGACGCUGUGAAGAACCGUAAGCUCUAUGUCAAUGAGGCUGUCAAGGCUGGUGUGGUGGGGCCCGAGCUGCACGAGAAGCUGCUGUCUGCCGAGAAGGCCGUCACCGGCUACAAGGACCCCUACUCGGGCAAUACCAUCUCCCUCUUCCAGGCCAUGCAGAAGGGGCUCAUUGUCAAGGAGCACGGCAUCCGCCUGCUCGAGGCCCAGAUCGCCACCGGCGGCAUCAUUGACCCCGUGCACAGCCACCGCCUGCCCCUGGAGGUGGCCUACAAGCGUGGGUACUUCGAUGAGGAGAUGAACCGAACCCUCUCCCACCCCACUGAUGACACCAGGGGCUUCUUCGACCCCAACACGCAGGAGAACCUCACCUACACACAGCUGAAGGAGAGGUGCAUUGAGGAUCCUGAGACUGGCCUGUACCUGCUGCCACUGCGGGAGCCUGAGAAGCCGACAGUGGUAGAGACCACACAGGUCUACACCGAGGCAGAGACGCGGAAGGUGUUUGAGGAGACGCAGGUGGACAUCCCGGUGGGCAGCAGGGCGGGCUCCUCCAUGUCGCUGUGGGAGAUCAUGCACUCAGACCUGCUGCCCGAGGAGCAGCGGAAGCAGCUCAUGGAGGAGUUCAAGUCAGGCCGUGUGUCCAAGGAGCGCAUGAUCAUCAUCAUCAUUGAGAUCAUCGAGAAGACUGAGAUCAUCCGGCAGCAGAAUCUCACGUCCUAUGACUACGUCCGGCGCCGCAUCACGGCUGAGGAACUCUACGAGGCCAAGAUCAUUUCCCAAGACAUCUACAACCUGCUCAAGCAGGGCUCCAAGACCUUCCGGGAGCUCCUGGAGGUGGAGACCAUCUGGAAGUACCUCUAUGGGUCGGGCUGUGUGGCUGGUAUCUACAUCCCCUCCUCCAAGCAGAAGCUCAGCAUCUACCAGGCACUGAAGAAGGGGCUGAUCAGCUCGGAAGUGGCCCGUUCCCUCCUGGAGGCCCAGGCUGCCACCGGCUUCAUGAUCGACCCCAUGAAGAACGAGAUGCUGACCGUUGAUGAGGCCGUCAGGAAAGGUGUAGUGGGGCCUGAGAUCCACGACCGGCUCCUGUCCGCCGAGAGGGCCGUGACUGGGUACAGAGACCCCUACAGCGAGCAGAAGAUCUCCAUCUUCCAGGCCAUGAAGAAGGACCUCAUUCCCAGCGAAGAGGCCCUCAAGCUCCUGGACGCCCAGAUCGCCACUGGUGGCAUCAUCGACCCACACUUGGGCUUCCACCUGCCCUUGGAGGUGGCUUACCAGCGGGGCUUCAUCAACAAGGACACGUACGACAUGCUGUCUGAGCCCAGUGAGGUGCGAAGCUACGUGGACCCAUCCACGGAGGAGAAGCUGAGCUACACACAGCUGCUGAAGCGGUGCCGCCAGGAUGAGGGCAGCGGGCUGCUGCUGCUGCCACUCUGCGAUGCGCGGAAGCUCACCUUCCGUGGCCUGCGCAAGCAGAUCACAGUGGAGGAGCUGGUCCGCUCGCAGGUGAUGGACGAGGCCACUGCGCAGCGCCUGCAGGAAGGACUCACCUCUAUCGAGGAGGUCUCCAAGAACCUGAAGAAGUUCCUGGAGGGCACCAGCUGCAUUGCCGGCGUCUUCGUGGACUCCACCAAGGAGCGGCUCUCUGUGUACCAGGCCAUGAAGAAGGGCAUCAUCCGGCCUGGCACCGCGUUUGAGCUCCUGGAGGCACAGGCAGCCACGGGCUACGUCAUCGACCCCAUCAAGGGCCUGAAGCUGACUGUGGAGGAGGCCGUUCGCAUGGGCAUUGUGGGCCCCGAAUUCAAGGACAAGCUGCUUUCUGCUGAAAGGGCCGUCACCGGCUACCGGGACCCCUACUCUGGGAAGCUCAUCUCCCUUUUCCAGGCCAUGAAGAAGGGGCUGAUCCUGAAGGACCACGGGAUCCGCCUGCUGGAGGCCCAGAUCGCCACCGGCGGCAUCAUCGACCCUGAGGAGAGCCACCGCCUGCCUGUGGAGAUCGCCUACAAGAGGGGCCUCUUCGACGAGGAGAUGAAUGAGAUCCUGCUGGACCCCAGCGAUGACACCAAGGGCUUCUUCGACCCCAACACAGAGGAGAACCUCACCUACCUGCAGCUCAUGGAGCGGUGCAUCACUGACCCGGAAACCGGCCUCUGCCUCCUGCCCCUGAAGGAGAAGAAGCGGGAGAGGAAGACGUCCUCCAAGUCCUCCGUCCGCAAGCGCAGGGUGGUCAUCGUUGACCCAGAGACAGGCAAGGAGAUGUCCGUGUAUGAGGCCUAUCGCAAGGGCCUCAUCGACCACCAGACCUACCUGGAACUGUCGGAGCAGGAGUGUGAGUGGGAGGAGAUCACCACCUCCUCCUCCGAUGGCGUGGUGAAGUCCAUGAUCAUCGACCGGCGCUCAGGGCGCCAGUAUGACAUCGACGACGCCAUCGGCAAGGGCCUGAUUGACCAGUCAGCACUGGACCAGUACCGUGCAGGCACGCUCUCUAUCACCGAGUUCGCGGACAUGCUCUCAGGCAACAUGAGUGGCUUCCGCUCGCGCUCAUCCUCCGUGGGCUCCUCCUCCUCCUACACUGUCAGCCCGGCACCAGUGCGGACGCAGAUAUCCAUGUGGAGUGACCCAACUGAAGAGACGGGGCCGGUGGCUGGCAUCCUGGACACAGACACCCUGGAGAAGGUGUCCAUCACCGAGGCCAUGCGCCGCAACCUCGUGGACAACAUCACAGGGCAGCGGCUGCUGGAGGCUCAGGCCUGCACUGGUGGCAUCAUCGACCCCACCACCGGUGACAAGUGCACCGUGGCUGACGCCGUGACCAAGGGCCUGGUGGACAAGAUCAUGGUGGACCGCAUCAACCUGGCGCAAAAGGCCUUCUACGGCUUCGAGGACCCGCGCACCAAGACAAAGAUGUCAGCGGCGCAGGCGCUCAAGAAGGGCUGGCUCUACUAUGAGGCCGGGCAGAGGUUCCUGGAGGUGCAGUACCUGACGGGCGGUCUCAUCGAGCCUGACGUCGAGGGCCGCGUGGCCUUGGACGAGGCGCUGCAGAAGGGCACCAUCGAUGCACGCACGGCCCAGAAGCUGCGUGACGUCAACACCUACUCCAAGUACCUCACCUGCCCCAAGACCAAGCUCAAGAUCUCCUACAAGGACGCCAUGGACCGCAGCAUGGUGGAGGACGGCACCGGCCUGCGCCUGCUGGAGGCCUCCUCCCAGUCCAGCAAAGGCUACUACAGCCCCUACAAUGUCAGCAGCGCCGGCUCCACCUCUGGCUCCCGCUCAGGCUCCCGCACUGGCUCCCGCUCUGGCUCCCGGCGCGGCAGCUUUGACGCCACCGGCUCCGGCUUCUCCAUGACCUUCUCUUCCUCCUCCUACUCCUCCUCGAGCUUUGGGCGCAGAUACACGAUGGGUCCUGUGGAGGCAGCAGCUGCCUCCGCCUUGGUCUGGAGCUGCGGGUGGGAGGCAAGUGCGGAGCGUGCUGGGAUGCACCAGCUGCCACUGCGCAUGGCCUGACCUGCCGGCCCCUGCGCGAGGAACCCGCCACCCGCCUGCUCCGCAUGUGGCAACGCUGCUGCUGCUCCCUAAGACUGAUCUCCUGUUACUGGUUGAAUGUGGUGAUGACCUGCCAAAGCCGACCAUGGCUUAACCAAAACUAACCCGUGAAACCCAGCAUGGGCCGGAGGGUGUGUGUAUUGAGAAAGAAAUCACCCGGCCCCGCACCACACCCGCCCUGCGGCAUGGCCUGGCAGGGCUGCAAAACAGGAAACCCAACAGAACAUAGGAAAACCAACAGGACAACCAACAGGAAAAGAAAAAAACCGUUCUGUCUUUUGGAUCUAACCACUUAGAGACUCUUUUAUAAUUAACCCGCCGCUUCAUCCUGCUCCCCAAGGAGGAGACGACCCUUUUCCUGCAGACGUGUCAGCGGGAGGAGGAGGACACCGCCAGCCCCGCGCUGCCUGUGCACGAGGCACCCGACACUCCACGUGGCACCGGAGCUGCCGCUCUGCCCCAGUGCCCGGCACGUUCCCAGCACCACAGCACCGCUGCCUCCACUGUAAGUGCAGCAGGACCGGCCUGACCCCGCUCCUGCGCUUCGCCCGCCGAGAGCUGCUGCCGCCUCCGCCAGCCCGCGGCCACCGCACUCGGUUCCGGCACCGUGCUGGGCUCUGCCAUGAGCCGCCGCCGCCGCCUGCUGCUGCCUCCCGUGUAUCUGGGAAGGGCUUCACACAAGGCCCCGUUCUUGAUGAUGGUGCAGCUUUAAUGAGUUAACAAGGAAUUAAUGAGGAAUUAAGAAGGAAUUAACAAGGAAUUAUUAAAAAGAAAUGAGCAGGUGUCUGCCAGAGCCCGGCACCGAGCUUGGCACUGCCAAGCCCAGCCCGGCUCCAUGCAUGUUUCCUGCACUGUGUCCCCCUCACCGUGGGGGCUCUCUGAGGGGUGCAGAGGCUGCAGGACCCCAUGAGCACGGGGGGGGUUGUGGACACCGGCGCGCUCCCGUGUUGGGAAUGGCGGGUUCCUCUUCCCCUCGUGGCGGUUCCUCCGGUGCCGGUGCUGCAGUAACGCGCUCUCUCUCUGGCAGACAUCUCUCCCCAGCCCCACUGAGGGCAUCCCGGCGCCACUGGGCGAGCUCUUCACCUGGGUCUCCGGUGUUGGCAACUCGUGGAUGGGUUCGAGGGGAUGUUGGGACGCGGCGGCGGCUCGGCCGUGCUCACCAGCACAGUGUGGCUGGAUGUUCAUCCCAACUCCCCUCACCGCUGCCACGGAGCCCCCAGACCCUAUCCUGGGGCCGCCGGCACCGCGCUGCAGGACACGGGGACGUGCUCCCUCACCCUUUGCACUCACCAGAGCGUGGGGCCGGUGCUGCCGGGGUGCCAGAGCCCCUCAGCCAGCCCUGGGGCACCCAUGCAGUGCCAUGGCCCCCCGGCCCAGUGCCGCAGCUCGCCGCGGGGUCUCCGCAGCACUUCUCCUCCUUCCCGCCUGCUCCCAUUUGCCACGUGUCCACCGCGUCUGUCGUUCCUCCGCAUCCCUCGUUAUUAAUAUGAUGAUGAUGAUGAUUAUUA
This is a messenger RNA of Strigops habroptila (Kakapo), 15684 nucleotides long. RefSeq names its product plectin (gene PLEC). NCBI's taxonomy places the organism in Eukaryota, Metazoa, Chordata, Aves, Psittaciformes, Psittacidae. Gene Ontology annotation, biological process: hemidesmosome assembly; intermediate filament bundle assembly; wound healing. The coding region runs from base 692 to 14137 and encodes 4481 amino acids. The record is from RefSeq and is a predicted model, not a curated record. The transcript is spliced from 35 exons. Gene Ontology annotation, cellular component: cytoplasm; perinuclear region of cytoplasm; cytoskeleton. Gene Ontology annotation, molecular function: ankyrin binding; keratin filament binding; structural constituent of muscle.